Messenger RNA from Effrenium voratum, 1062 nucleotides. The record is from the annotation of a GenBank genome assembly. Lineage: Eukaryota; Dinophyceae; Suessiales; Symbiodiniaceae.
AUGUCAGGACAGAUGCAGAUCUCCAUCUCAGAGGACCAUGAUGAGUCAUAUCCUCCUGAAGCUGUAUCAUAUCCUCCUGAAUCUGUACAAGUGCGAAAUACCUUCAUCCAUGUAUCGAGCCCCAGCACGCCGGAGGAUAGCAACAGACCUAUUCUUUCAUGUCCAGCCAGCCACAUUGGAUGGAUCCAGCGCUUGUUUGAGGAGGAUGAUGAGGAGCCCCGGAACUUGCAAGGAGGUGUGAAGCCGGUGAUUUGCUUGGAGGAUGCUCUCUUUGAAGCAGCUGGCACACCAGAGCCGUUUAGCCAUGGCAACCUGGGCCAGGGACCUGGCCAGGGGCACCAGGGACACCAGGGACACCAGGGACAGCAGGGACAGCAGGGACACAGCUCGCAUCCUUUGUCCACUGUGCCUGUGGACUUCGAGGAAUGGCAGUCGGUGCGUGGGUCUUAUUACUCGGACUACUCCAGGGACUACAGGGACUACUCAAGGGACUACCCAAGGGACUACCCGAGGGACUACUCGCGAGACUACGCCGAAUUCAGCGACUUCUACCCUUCACAGAGAGGGCCUGGGGCCGGGGCCGGGGCCGGGGUGUCGGGUUCUGUGGGCUCCUGCCCCGUCUCCGUGGGCUCCGUAGGGUCCGGGCUCGGCCUGGGGACGUCGCCAGUGCGGCCAUCGGGGCAAGCGCCGGUCCCUGUCGCAGGUGCGGGGCCUAUGGGGCCUGGGCCAGUCGGCCCCGUCGGGCCCGUCGGGCCCGUCGGGCCCGUCGGGCCGGUCGGCUCCAGAUCGAGCCCAGUGCCGCCGGUGCCUGUCAGCGAUGCGCCCAUGGUGCUUUCCAGCCCACCAUCUGUGCCAGCGCCUUUUGAGCCAGCACCUGGCUCCAUGGAAAUGCCCAGCAUCGGUUCCAAAGGUCACUAUGUGGGAGACUGCAGACCUUGUGCCUUUUUGCAUGCGAAAGGUUGCCACAACGGUGCCAUGUGCCUCUUCUGCCACUUGUGCGACCGCGGUGAGAAGAAGAGGCGCCAGAAGGCCAAGAAGGCGUCCUUCAGAGGAGGUGCGUGA